Messenger RNA from Drosophila rhopaloa, 3545 nucleotides. RefSeq names its product protein distal antenna (gene dan). The coding region runs from base 828 to 2861 and encodes 677 amino acids. The transcript has 2 exons. NCBI's taxonomy places the organism in Eukaryota, Metazoa, Arthropoda, Insecta, Diptera, Drosophilidae. Gene Ontology annotation, molecular function: DNA binding. The record is from RefSeq and is a predicted model, not a curated record.
CAAAGCGAGAGGACUUCUUCGCCGCCGUCUUGGCCGUUAUUAAUCAUUGUACAUUUGGCUGUCCUGUCACCGAAAAAGGCCGCGAAUUUCGCUAUAGAGGGAGCGAAAGAGAGAGCACGUUUGAGAAAGAGAGAAGGACAGAGAGAGCGACUCACGCACACCUACGGCCACGUAAAAGAAACAAAAACGACAACUACAACUACAACUAACAGGACGGACUGACCAGCACACAACCACCACCAUACAGUCGCCCGUUUUUAUGUGUGUGAGUGAGAACGAUAUGCCGCAUUUCGUGGACGUGCGACUUUAAAUUUCCCGUGACGUCGCCGCCGCCGUCGUCGCCGUGCGGAAAUUCGCCGCGCUAAAAUCAAAAUUCACUCAAGUCCGCCGCGGUAGUUUGUCGCCGCACGCUAGCCGCUCAGGUUCGCACAUCCACGUCACAGUCGCAGCGCCGCAGCGUCACAAUAUCACAAUAUCCUUCGACGAGCGCGAGAGAGGUCGCCGCACCGCAUGUCCUGUCGCUGAAAUUCGCACGCCAAAUAAUCGUAUAAAGUGUUCGCUUGUGUUUGCCUGUUUAUGGCCAAGAAAAAUAAACAAUAACAAUUACUGCUACCCAUGUGAACCACCUAUAUCGUGAAUUUAAUAUCGCUGGUCGAAGAAAAAACAGGAGUAAAUAGCUGUGCUAUCGGGGCUCAUUAGGCUAACACCGAAUUUCUCCCGCCUUCGCUGGAAGAAGGCCCAGAUCACAUUUCGGACCGGAAGUUCAAUUAAAAGGCGCCAAGCUGUUCGACAACGGCCUGAAGUUGGAUAUUUCCAGCUACCCCCACAUGAACAUCCGCAUGGGCACGAAGGGCAAACGGCCUUUGCGGAGCCUGACGCCGCGCGACAAGAUCCAUGCCAUCCAGAGGAUCCACGAUGGUGAGUCCAAGGCCUCGGUGGCCCGGGACAUCGGAGUGCCGGAGUCCACGCUGCGCGGCUGGUGCAAGAACGAGGACAAGCUGCGCUUCAUGUCGCGCCAGUCCACCACGGACAACCUGUGCGCCGACGCCCUGGGCGAUAAGUUGGAUGGCCCAGGAAGCGGAGGAGGUGGAGGACUCCUGGGUCCACCGGAGAAGCGCCAGCGACUGGAGGCCGCCCUGCCCCUGAACUUCUCCAACAAGCUGAAGUUCGACGAGCUGGCCUUCAAGCGAUCCCCCUUGAAUGGCCUGGACUACAGUACAAACAAGAACCUGGCCGAGCUGGGAUACAAUGGCCUGCCCGUGGACUAUGCGGCCUUCAAUGGCGGGGUGAAGGCCAAGGUCUUUGGGGCCGACAUCAACCGACCCGCCGCCGAUCCCUCCCUCAAUGCCAUCAGUCCGCUCUCGAGUCUGACCCACCUGUCGGGUCUCACGGGCAUCUCGCAGUCCCCGCUGGCAAUCAGUUUCAACGAGCUGACCACAAACCUCAACUUGCUGGCCCAACUGAACCCGGGACUGGCGGCCAUGUCGGGUCUGAACAGCUUUCCGGUGGGUGCUGGUAACCUGAGGAACGCGAAGCCGAGCGGACAGACGCCCCUGCAGGUGCAGAGUCCCAGGAGUGAUUGCGGAGAUCGGGCACAGGGUUUGUCGGUGAAGAACUGGGCCAAGCAAAAGCCAGGGGAGUCAGGUCAGGGCAGUCUGAAUCUGAGCAUCAAGAACGAGGUGAAGGGAGGCGACAUCAAGAGUCCCAGUCCCUCGAUUGCUCCCUCGCAAAUGGGCGGACCCAUGACGCUCUCCAAUCUGGCCGAAGAUCCCUUGCUCUACUGGCUAAAGUCGCAGCAGACUAUGCUGGGACUGAAUCCCCUGUAUCCGCCCACGAUUCCCAUGGGCGUGAACAGUCCCCCGAUACGCUCCUCCACGCCGCAGCACAUGAGUCAGCAUGCGAUGACCCCGCCCAUACCCUCGGCCCCACUGACGCCCUCGUCCACGCCCUCCGGCAGUAUGGACGAAAAGAAUGCGGCGUGGUACAACUGGUGCAAGGCCUUCGGGGCCAGUCUGCACACCCUGAAUCCCAAUGCAGCCACUCUGGCCGCCCUCCAAGCCAACUCGAUGCAACAGCAGGUGGCCAACGCGGCAGCUGAGGGAGGAUCCCUGAGUGAUCCCUCGAACAUCCUGUACUCGCAUCUCACCAAAGAGACUGAGACGCCGUCGGUGCGAAGUCUGUCCUCCAACGAGCAGAAUCCCGAGGCCGACGAGGAUCUGGGAGAGCCCGAUCUGGAUGGCGAGGUGGAGGCGGAGGCGUCGGGAAAGCCGGAGGAUCUUUCGGCUGCCGGCAAGGUGAUGACCCCCUCGCAAAGUCCGAUAGCAAAUUCACCGCCAGGCAGCAGAAGUCCCGAAACGAGGGGCAAGAUCAAAAACCCAGAGACCCCGAAUGACUGCAAAAAGAUCCUAGACAAUAUGCUCUUCAAGAUGGGGGGCUUGGAGGCCAGUGGUAACCAUUUGGUGCCCGAACCGGGGUCCGAAUCCGAGGGCAGCUUCCAGGACACCACCAAUCCGCACACGAACAACAACGAUGUGAGUGCCAGCAACAAUAACAACAACAAUAACUCCAACAAGACGGACGAGGAGGAGAAGGCCAAGUAUCUGGACUGCACCGGGGACGAGGACAUCGAGGCCAUCCGGCACGGUGAGAAGUUCCUGCAGUGGCUGGAGAACUGCAGCAAUCCCCGGGUGACGGCCGUGCAACUGAUGCAGCUGCGAUUCCUGAUAGCGGCCAUCAAGUCGGGCAACGAGACACCGCUCAUCGAGAAGCCCUGCUCCAGGAGCCUCCUGCCGGAGGAGAACGAGGAGAACAAUGCCGAGGAGGAGGGCAGCGGCCGGGGCAAGAGUCGCCGCCGCAAAUAGGAAAAGCCAAAGUUGGCGCCCACGGAGCCAGCCACGGAUACAGAGGAUUACCCAAGCAAUGCACCGAUGCAGGGUGCGCCGGGCGAGGAUCCCUCCCACAGGGGCCACCACGUUUACGCGCCGGCCGUCUACCGAUCGUCGGCCACCCUGCUCAGCUCCCUGUUCUUCCCCCCCUACGAAUUUGUACAUUGUGACCUCGACGAUGAACCGGACGACGACUGCCAGAUCACGGGCGAGUACCAGCAGUACGACGAACUGAGCUCCAGCAGCUAGGUCUUUAGGUCCCUAGAUCAUGAAGGUCCCGGAGGACUCCACCCUCCAUCCUCCACUGAAUUUAUCUCCUAGCUGUGACAACCUAUCGAGCAUACUUUCAGUCUCUUCAAUUCAAUUCCAUUGUAUUAAUUAAUCGUACGGCUAAUGUGUAUAUAUCGAGAAUCUCUAUUUGUAGCUAUUAUGCAUUUCUUUUUCGAACGGAAACAAGCGGUUUGUUUUGUGUUUCACCCAAUGCAUUCUAGACAAAAUGUUAUAGCCUUUAUUUUUUGUUACGAGAAACAACCCUUUCGAACUGCAAGGUGUGUUGGCGCGAUUAACACGCAUUUGAUAUCAAACGUUUUUAAAUUUCGUAUAUUAAUAACUAUGGAAAUGUGCUCAAAAGAAUUUUCUUAAUUCGAAAUUAAUGCGAUA